Molecule: messenger RNA, 234 nt
Organism: Lentinula edodes (shiitake mushroom)
Lineage: Eukaryota; Fungi; Basidiomycota; Agaricomycetes; Agaricales; Omphalotaceae
Exons: 1
Source: RefSeq, a predicted model, not a curated record
GUAGCAAUGUAUCUCACACCUUUUUACAGCAAGGAAGACAUGUAUACCUCCUCUCUCACUGGGAAAAAAUGGCUUGAAGAACUUCUUGUAGGCCAUCCAGGGCGUGCUUAUAUUGCACUUGGGAUGCGUAGGCAUGUGUUUCUUGCCUUGGUACUACAGAUUAGGUGUAUGGGAUAUAUGGAGCCUGAGAAGUCUACAAUCACACUCGAAGAAUCACUGGCCAUUUUUCUCUAC